Molecule: messenger RNA, 1185 nt
Organism: Ficedula albicollis (Collared flycatcher)
Lineage: Eukaryota; Metazoa; Chordata; Aves; Passeriformes; Muscicapidae
Product: interleukin-1 beta
Exons: 5
Coding region: 196-1107 (303 amino acids)
Biological process (GO): positive regulation of gene expression; cytokine-mediated signaling pathway; cellular response to lipopolysaccharide
Molecular function (GO): cytokine activity; interleukin-1 receptor binding
Source: RefSeq, a predicted model, not a curated record
GUUGCGAAACCUGGAAAUCCCACUCUGACGGCGCUUCCUUCUAGAGGCUCUUGAAAACCAGCCACACUGACGCCAGGCUCAGAGAGCAGCCAAGCAGCACUGCAGACAGGACAGGCAGGAGCAGGCAGCCAAGUGCCUCAGCAGUUUGCAGGUACUGUGAAGUCUCUGCCCAGGACUCUGCAGUCAGUGGCGGCAAUGGCAUUUGUCCCUGAUUUGGACACACUGGAGAGCAACAGCCUGAAUGAGGAGAUGCUCUAUGGCCCCAAUUGUCUCUGCCCACAGAAGAAGCCCCGACUGGACUUGGAGGUGACAUCGCCUGGAGUGGGAAUCCAGGUGACAGUGACAAAAGGACACCUUUCCAGGACCUUUCGCCAGGCUGCCGUACUGGUGGCUGCUGUGACCAAGCUCCUAAAGCAGCCAUCACACAACGACUUUUCUGAUAGUGACCUUGGCAGCUUCUUCGAUGAUAUUUUCGGUAUGAGGUUGAUGUCAGGGGUGUCACCCCAGACAGAGGAUAUUCUUGGGGGUACUCUUGGACCUGGGAGCAGCAUCCUCCUGACUGUCUCACUCCCCACAGAGCCGGUCUCUUUCCAGUGCAUCAAGGGCAGUUAUACCAAGGCACCUGUUUUCCGCUACACUCGCUCCCAGUCCUUCGACAUCCUGGAUGUUGACCACAAGUGCUUCGUACUGGAGUCACCCACCCAGCUGGUGGCCCUGCACCUGCAGGGGCCCUCUGCUGGACGGAAAGUGAAGCUCGACAUUGCUCUGUACCGUCCCCGGUCAUCGCAGGGUGGUCCAAGGUCUGGAAGGGUGCCGGUGGCGUUGGGUAUCAAGGGCUACCAGCUCUACAUGUCCUGUGUGAUGAGUGACACUCAGCCCGUGCUGCAGCUGGAGGAAGCUGACAUCAGGAGGGAUCUUGAGAGUGUGGAGCUGACCCGUUUCAUCUUCUAUCGCCUGGACAGCCCAGCUGAGGGGACCACCCGCUUCGAGUCGGCCGCCUUCCCCGGCUGGUUCGUUUGCACAUCCCUGCAGCCCCGCCAGCCUGUCGGCAUCACGAACACCCCAGACCAAGUGAACAUUGCUACCUAUGAGCUGAGUGGGCACUGAGGAAUCUGCAUGAACCCAACCGGCAGUCACCGGUUUUCAGGCUGUAUGUACUAAGUACAACCCCCUGGGACAUGACCC